Messenger RNA from Candidozyma haemuli, 1512 nucleotides. RefSeq lists its product as uncharacterized. Gene Ontology annotation, molecular function: solute:proton symporter activity; dethiobiotin transmembrane transporter activity; biotin transmembrane transporter activity. Gene Ontology annotation, biological process: biotin import across plasma membrane. Bases 1 to 1512 code for a protein of 503 amino acids. The transcript has a single exon. NCBI's taxonomy places the organism in Eukaryota, Fungi, Ascomycota, Pichiomycetes, Serinales, Metschnikowiaceae. Gene Ontology annotation, cellular component: membrane. The record is from RefSeq and is a predicted model, not a curated record.
AUGGCUAAAUCAGAAGACGCUCCUGGAAGAAUGUCCAGUGAUAUUUCCAGUUCUAUAGAUGGAAGAGAGAAGGAAUCAGAGAUCGCCCGUGAUGAGACUGACUUGGGUAUCCCUGAGUGGACAGAAGAAGAAAAAGCUCGCCUUGACAAGAUCUACAGAAAGUUAGACUUUAGAAUUAUUCCUGCUUUAUGGUGUAUGUAUUUCCUUACUUCUUUCGGAUCUAGUGUCUAUGGUGUGACCUUGACGAUGAACACAGCAGAGGGUCAUUCUUUAGGUCAAAGGUUGGAACUCACUUCUCAUGAUACUUCAACGGCUUCUGCUUUGUACUAUGUUGGUUACAUUAUCUUUGACGUUCCUAUGAAUUUAAUCAUGACUAAGGUGUCUCCACAGUCAUGGUUGGCUAGAAUCGUCAUAACUGUCGGUGUUGUCUAUACAUGCUAUCAUGCUUUGGAAAAUGCAGCUGGUCUUAAGGCAGUCCGUUUCAUUUCAGGAAUGGUUGGUGCUGGUACUUGGCCUGGUCUUAGUUACUAUGUCUCCUUGUGGUAUCCAAACCAGAGACAGACUCGUCGUAUUGGGUACUACUAUACUGCCGCCCAGCUUUCUGCCGCUGCUGCUGGUCUUGUGAGUGCUGGUUUUCAAAAGAUGGAUGGUGUGAGAGGUUAUACCGGUUGGCAGUGGAUGUACUUGGUCUACGGAUGCAUCACUAUCACUGUCGGUAUCUCUUUGCUUUGGUGGCUCCCAGAUAGACCAACCUAUCAGCCUUCUGAAAGCAAUUCAAAGAUCAAGCGUGCGUACCAUAAGGUCUUCUAUUCACCUCCUCCACUCAAGGGUGAAGACAAGGCAAUGCACCUUAAGGAUAUUGAGCAUCGUUACAAGUUGGUCAAAUGGACUUGGAAGGAUGUUGUCCAGGUGAUGACAGAUUUACGUGUUUGGUUCAUUAUUUUAAUGUACUUCGGUGCCGUGGGAACUGGUUUCGGUUUGGCUGUGUUUGGAUCCACUAUCAUCGCCGCACUCAACCCUGAACUCUCGUCGAUUAAUGUCUCCCUUUUAUAUGCGCCAAUUUGGCUUUUUGAUCUUGGAGGUAUUUUGCUUAUUACGCCAUUUGCUGACAGGUUCAAGAACUACCGUGCAUUCUUUUUCAGUGGAGCAUGUAUCAUUGUCAUGGUUGGCUUAUUUGUUACAACUUUCGCUGAUGGCUUCUGGAACAGAUGGGCUGGUCUUUUAAUUUCUGGCUUUGGUUUGGGUCCUACAAUCCCUAUCUGCAUGUCGUGGUCUGCUGAAAUGUUCGGUCCACGUUAUGGCGAUGUCGGUAAUGCAGUCAGUGCAGCCAUUGUGUCUGGCUUGGGUAAUUUGGGUUCGGUCACUGCCACAUAUGCAUUAUACUCUGGUUGGCCCUCCGAUAAAGACCGUCUCUACAGAAACUCUAACAUGACUUUGGUGGGCAUGUUGGGUAUCAGUGUCGUUUCGGCACUUGUUUGCCAUAUCUUCAAGAACAAGAUAAGACAGAAAUAA